This is a messenger RNA of Symbiodinium natans, 384 nucleotides long. Lineage: Eukaryota; Dinophyceae; Suessiales; Symbiodiniaceae. The record is from the annotation of a GenBank genome assembly.
AUGUCGCGCUGGGCAUCCCAUGCCAGCCGCUGGGCCCGCUGCCGGAACGCGCACCUUUCUGCCUUCGCCCGCCAGGUGAAUUUUGGACUUCAGGGCCAUCGUGGCCUGGCAAGCUGUCCACCCCUGUCGCGGAUUUGUGCAGAACUGCGGCCCACGCAGGGUUUCGUCGAGCAGCGGAUGCGGACGCCAGGAACUUUGGAUCGGUUCGCCUCUGGAGAGCCCUGUGACUCCAUGGACCAGGAGAGCGCCUUGCAGGUGAUCGCGGCAUUGCUCCAAGACAUCUCGGCCUCCGGCCUCACAAGCGACUAUUUCCUAGCAGAAAUCCAAAGGAAAUGCCAAUGCGUCAAGUCAGGACCAGUUUGCGGCAUCCCAGAACUUGCCUGA